Molecule: messenger RNA, 1392 nt
Organism: Brenthis ino (lesser marbled fritillary)
Lineage: Eukaryota; Metazoa; Arthropoda; Insecta; Lepidoptera; Nymphalidae
Source: the annotation of a GenBank genome assembly
AUGUGGCACUUGGGAGACGGCCCAUCUUGGAAAUACCUGGAAUGGACCAUGGGUUCUGGUUGUCUGCGUCAGUGGGUUAGCCGCCGAGAUUACUUGGUUGAGCACUGGCAUGCUAUAAUGGUGGACGGGCUGAGUCCAACAACAGCCACCAAUGGGACGACAUAUACUGACGUCCCUAAUUUUUAUAUCACAUUUUUCGAAGAGAACAAUAAUCGCUAUUACAAUCAGACAAGCAAUAUUACAGAGGAAUACCAGUCAUUCAUAUUGCCAUGGUGGCGUCAGAUAUUAUGGACGGUGUUGUUUGCGGGCAUGGUGGUGGUGGCGACGGUGGGCAACGUCGUCGUCAUAUGGAUCGUCCUGGCGAAUAAACGAAUGAGAAGUGUCACUAAUUACUUUUUAGUGAACCUGUCAGUGGCCGACGCGAUGGUGUCGACGCUCAAUGUAACCUUCAACUUCACGUAUAUGCUCUAUUCGGAUUGGCCCUUCGGCCACUUCUACUGCAAGUUUUGUCAGUUCAUCGCCGUGCUCAGUAUAUCUGCUUCAGUCUUCACCUUGAUGGCUAUCAGUAUAGACCGGUACGUGGCAAUAAUGAGUCCUCUUAGGCCAAGACUCGGCAAGCGAGCGACUCUCGGCAUCGCCGCUGCGAUAUGGGCGGGGAGUUCAAUCAUAAGCAGUCCUAAUAUCAUUUACUUUACAACAGAUGUUGAUUUUUUGCCAGAUGGAACUACGAGGUACAAUGUAGCGUUUAUGGUACUAACAUACUUCCUGCCGAUAAUAUCUAUGACGUACACGUAUGCAAAAGUUGGCGUGGAGCUAUGGGGAUCGAAAUCCAUCGGCGAGUGUACUCAGAGGCAACUGGACAACGUGAAGAGCAAACGACGGGUGGUGAAAAUGAUGAUAGUCGUGGUAGUGAUAUUCGCAGUCUGCUGGUUACCGUUCCACGUUUACUUCGUGAUAACGUCGUACUACCCGGACGUGGUGAACUACCCGCACAUACAGGAGAUAUACCUGGCAAUCUACUGGCUCGCUAUGAGCAACUCCAUGUACAAUCCCAUCAUUUAUUGCUGGAUGAAUUCUAAGUUUAGACGAGGAUUCAAGCAAUUCUUUUGGUGUUGCGGUGCAAUGGGCGGCGGCCUCAGCCGGCAACGCGGCUUUGGUCCAGACAGACUCGAUAGAUCUAUGCGAUCUUUCUCUCCCAGCAGGAGGAACGGCACAACUCCUGACGGCGCGGCGCCCCCGGCACGUCCGGCGCGUGCGGCGACCGCGCGCAUACUGACGCGCACACGCACGCGCAUGCGCAGGAGGACCGCACGUGGAUAUGACGGGGCCGCGCGCGCCCCGCGCCCACGCCGCACGACCUCUACGGGUGAGAGUGGUAACUAUGAUCAAGUU